AUGGCUCAAAUAUUUAAACUUGAAAAAAAAGCGAGUCAAAAAUUCAUUCCUCCUCCCAUCAAAAGAAUACUAGAAACGACUCGAAUAAAUCCCAGUACAUAUGCAGAUCCUUCAGAGUCGUCUACUAACGAAAAAAUAGACGAAAAACCAGAAUUUAAGCCAACAAAAAUUAAGGCACAUUUCUUGGAACAAUUCACAAGUGACUGGUCAAGCCGAUGGUCACCCAGUAGUGCAACAAAAGAAACCAAAGAAGGAGGUGAAGUCUUUAGUUACGUUGGAAAAUGGGAAGUUGAAGAACCUCGCGUCUUUGCUGGUAUAAAGAAUGAUCACGGUCUAGUCAUGAAAAAUGGACUCGAAUGUGGUGGUGCUUACUUAAAACUUUUGACCGAAUCUGAAAAAGGAAUUCAAGCAGUAGAAUUCUCAGAUAAAACACCUUAUACGAUUAUGUUUGGACCUGAUAAAUGCGGUAGCACGAAUAAAGUUCACUUUAUCUUUCGGCACAAAAAUCCUAAAACUGGUGUAUAUGAAGAAAAACAUCUGAAGAGUGCUCCAUCAGCAACAAUUAGCAAGCUCAGUACUUUAUAUGGUCUUGUCGUGAGACCUAAUAACACGUUCGAAAUUCGCGUUAAUAAUGAAUCAGUUAAGACUGGAGAUCUCUUGAAUGAUUUUACACCUGCUGUAAAUCCACCAAAAGAAAUUGAUGACCCUAAUG
Messenger RNA from Racocetra persica, 712 nucleotides. Lineage: Eukaryota; Fungi; Glomeromycota; Glomeromycetes; Diversisporales; Gigasporaceae. The record is from the annotation of a GenBank genome assembly.